GCCUCCUCCCAAUCACAGACCUUCCUGGUGCCAGAGCUUGGAAGAACUGCCGCAGGGUAGAAAAGACCUCAGGCAGCGCGGCUCGCAGAGCAGCCGGCCCGGUGCCAGGAGGAGGAGACGGCGCUCUGCUGGGGGAUCCUGAAGAUGGCCAAGGACGACUCCACUGUUCGUUGCUUCCAGGGCCUGCUGAUUUUUGGAAAUGUGGUUAUUGGUAUGUGCGGCAUCGCCCUGACCGCAGAGUGCAUCUUCUUUGUAUCCGACCAACACAGCCUCUACCCGCUGCUUGAAGCCACCAACAAUGACGACAUCUAUGGGGCAGCCUGGAUCGGCAUGUUUGUCGGCAUCUGCCUCUUCUGCCUGUCCGUUCUAGGCAUCGUGGGCAUCAUGAAGUCCAACAGGAAAAUUCUUCUGGCGUAUUUCAUUCUGAUGUUUAUCGUAUAUGGCUUUGAAGUGGCAUCUUGUAUCACGGCAGCAACACAACGAGACUUUUUCACACCCAACCUCUUCCUGAAGCAGAUGCUGGAGAGGUACCAAAACAGCAGCCCUCCAAACAACGACGACCAGUGGAAGAACAAUGGCGUCACCAGAACCUGGGACAGACUCAUGCUGCAGGACAAUUGCUGUGGUGUAAACGGUCCAUCAGACUGGCAGAAAUACACGUCUGCCUUCCGGACUGAGAACAGUGAUGCCGACUAUCCCUGGCCUCGUCAGUGCUGUGUUAUGAACAAUCUCAAAGAACCUCUCAACCUGGAGGCCUGCAAACUCGGAGUGCCCGGUUAUUAUCACAAUCAGGGCUGCUAUGAACUCAUCUCUGGACCAAUGAACCGACACGCCUGGGGGGUUGCCUGGUUUGGAUUUGCCAUUCUCUGCUGGACUUUUUGGGUUCUCCUGGGUACCAUGUUCUACUGGAGCAGAAUUGAAUAUUAACCAUAAAGUGUCAUCACCACACCACCUUCCCCCCAUGACUCCGGAUUUGGUGCUGGAACCCCACUCUCCUAAUAUUCCACAUUUGUGCUCCACGGGAACACGUGCAUUCUUCCUCGAAUUACCCAGUCGGUUGGUAGGGAGUUCCUUUAGGCUCUCAGGCUCCUGAAAUUCUCACCACUAGUGUCUUCACCCUGGUCUAGGAUUCUGCAACAUUUUACAGACUGUAGGAAGGGAAGAAUUUAGAAAGUCGCUAAUAAGUCCUCCCAUCUCUGGUUAUUUUUAAUUUGGGUGCGUAAAGACAUUCACAGGAACCCCUGUUCUCACAGCAAGCCGCAUCUGUACUUGGACAGCAAAUCCGUGUUUCUCACUACUUUCCGUCAGCUGACGGCUGUCCAGGUGAGAAGGAAGGAAAAGGUUGCUGAAAUACAUCCAUCUUCUUCGCCUUUGUCCCACGGUGGCCCCCACCUACAGAGACUCAAGUGAUUCUCUAAUGCCACCUCGGGAUCCUUUUCUUCUCCAGGACAACACCCAAUCUCGAGUUAACAAUGGUUGAAAUUUCCUCUCAGACAUUGCCGAGUCAAAAGUGUUUAAGUAACCUCAAUCUCUCAUUAAUUGAAAGUGUGUGGACUUUUUGGGACGAAGCAGGAGCCUGUUAUAUAUUUUCCAGUCUCAACUUGAAAACUCUUUCAAACAGGAGCGAAGCAAGUCAACCACUAGAGGGGUGAUUUGUGGUGAUUUUUGUUUAUUGUCAAAAUAUUUCUCUUCUGAGCUAUGUUUCCAUCUGUGGUCCUGAAGAAGGUUCUUCUAACUCAGCAUCUGUUUGCCUAGUCUUAUAAAUAAAGAGGGCUUUUAAUUAUGUUCA
Molecule: messenger RNA, 1789 nt
Organism: Equus caballus (horse)
Lineage: Eukaryota; Metazoa; Chordata; Mammalia; Perissodactyla; Equidae
Gene: UPK1B
Product: uroplakin 1B
Cellular component (GO): membrane
Source: RefSeq, a predicted model, not a curated record